AUGCUCGAUGCGAUGACACCCUUCCAUCCUUCGGAUGUCAAACAGUCCUUCUCUACAAUGUCCUGUCUCUCAACACCAGAUCCACGAGUAUCACGACCAAAACUCACCCUGCAAACCUCCUCUCUCCCACGCACCUUUGGCACCUCCACAACAAGCCUAUCUCUAUCCUUCACAGCGGCACCAGGUGCCUCGCCCACAGUCCGCAACACAUUUAAAAACGCCUACGAUGUCGCAUCUCCUUCAUCCGCAACAGCCUCUCCCAAGGGCACUAGCGUCCACUUCAAUAAUAGCAACAAUAAUAACAACAAUACAAGGCUUAUCUCCCCCUACAUUCCUCACCCGGGGCAACCAAAGCAUAAUUCCCUCUCCAACACAAACAAUACACACCGCAGCAGUCCAUACCAACUGCCUCUAGGAGUACGGAGUAUCCUGCGCAACUCCCCGCUGGAAAUCGGACCCCGGCGACGCUCCGGCUCCAUCUCCGCAGGAGCUAGCGUGCCAGGAACACGCCGAGUGUUCUUCCCAGCCAAGAAACAAGUUAGCUACAGACUGCCACUGGAAGAGGAGAUCCGCACAGAGCGCUAUACGGCCCACCAUCUCGAUCUGGUGCACGAAAACGAACAAGAGGCCGAGGCUGUGCAGCAGACCAAGGCAGAUGCACGUGCGGGAGAUCCACCGGCCGAUCCCGCUGAUUUCGAGAACGAUUCCGACGCACAGUCUACUUCGUCUGGCGAUGACGCUAGCGCUGACGAAGAUGUUUCGGGCUCGACUCUUUCAAAACAUGAAAGGAAGAAGCGGCGGACUGUGGGUAUUCAGCGUCAGGUGCGGGCCGUUGCUCUGUUAGAUGGUUUCGGCGCCGCUGAUCCUUCUUACAAUAACCAAACUUCUUUCCCUCAAACACCUCGUGUUAAGCGGCGGAGAGAGUGGAAGUGGACUCUUGGUCCUAUCGAGACUGAGAAGGUUGUUGAGAAUUGUCCUGACAGUGGUUAUUCUGAUACGCCCAUACAAGGUAUCCCUACCGUGGACGAGCCUCAUGUCACUGAUCAAUGA
Molecule: messenger RNA, 1050 nt
Organism: Penicillium taxi
Lineage: Eukaryota; Fungi; Ascomycota; Eurotiomycetes; Eurotiales; Aspergillaceae
Exons: 1
Coding region: 1-1050 (349 amino acids)
Source: RefSeq, a predicted model, not a curated record